AUGAAAUUCUUAAUGGUACUCGCUUUAGUCGCGGUAGCGUCUGCAGCCAUCCUUCCCCACAAGAGAAUCAACCAGGCUGAACUUGAUGAAAUCGUCGCAGCCAUCAACAGUCCCAGCACCCACCCUGCCACCGCAGCUGCCCUCGAACAGAUGCUCCAAGACCUCCUCGGUGCUGCCUUCCCUAUCCAAGUAGGACCAGCAGUUGUUGAACCCGUUGAAGAAAUCUCUGUCGGACCCGCUAUCAUCGACCCUGUAGAUGAAAUUCAAGUUGCUCCCGUGGUUGUAAAGCCCGUUGAGGAAAUCUCAGUUGGACCCGCUAUCAUUGACCCCGUUGAAGAAAUCUCUGUUGGACCUGCCAUUAUUGACCCAGUUGAAGAAAUCUCAGUCGGACCCGCUUUUGUUGACCCCGCUCCACCCGCGUUCCCCUUCAAGGGUCCCCUCGUCCAGGUUGUCGUUAACGUGAACUCUGGUUCAUCUGACUCAGUGGUAGUUGAGCAACCCGCCCUGGUCCCCGCUCCCGGCGCCGACCUCGAUGAAAUCAAACCCGACCCAGUAAUGGUUGUGGACGCUCCCGAACCAGUUGUGAUUGCCCCAGAACCCGUCAAUGUCGGCAACCCAAUCUUCCCCGACCUCGCAAUCAACCUUCCCGAGCCCCUCAACUAA
Molecule: messenger RNA, 663 nt
Organism: Zerene cesonia (dogface butterfly)
Lineage: Eukaryota; Metazoa; Arthropoda; Insecta; Lepidoptera; Pieridae
Product: magnetosome-associated protein MamJ-like
Exons: 1
Coding region: 1-663 (220 amino acids)
Source: RefSeq, a predicted model, not a curated record